AUGAGUGAUUAAUUGACUAUUAAAAGGAGAAGAGGGAAUAAUAUAGAUUCAACAAAUUAUAUAAUCACUCUAAAUUUGUAGGAUAGCUCUUCUACAUUGUUAUCGCUUAAAUAGGAAAUUUCGAAAAUCAGUAUCAUUUUAGGAUUUAUCAAUUAGCUAAAAUCAAACCCUUAAGGUAAUGGUUAACAAGUGAAGAUUUAAAGACUGUUUAUGAUGACAAUACAAAACCUUUGAAUCUGUGUGGAUUUAAGAGUGGAUAAGUUUUGGUUGUAAAAGACUUAGGACCUUAGAUGCUUUGGAUUACAGUUUUCUAUGCUGAAUAUGUUGGUCCAAUUCUCAUGUUUGCUUUAUUAUACUACUUAGGAAAGAAGGAUAAAUACACUUUUAUGCAAAAGUAAUACCAUAAUUAUAACUUAAUUUAGAUCUGCUUUAUGGAUGGUAGCUGCACAUUACAUUAAGAGAAUAUUAGAAACUAAAUUUGUCCAUGUUUUUAGUAGAGACUCAAUGCCAACAAAAAGAGCAUUGAUUAAUUGUUUCCAUUAUUGGAUUCUAUGUGGAGCAUGCAUAGGAUCAGAAUUAUAUUUAUUUAGAACCUUUAAAGAGGAUCCUGCUUGGAAGAAGGUCUUUAUAGCCUUAUUUGCAGGAUUUGAAUUCUUAAAUCUUAUGUGCCAUCUAAGAUUGGCUAGCUUUAGAAAAUAGCCUGCUAUUAAGAAAAAUGAUGAAUCUUAUGUAGCAUUGAACAAAUAAAGAUAAAUUCCAUAUGGAUGGGGUUUCGGUAGAAUUUCAAGUGCGAAUUAUUUUUGGGAAACUAUGGCAUGGGUUAGUUUCACUAUCUUCACUGGCUCAUAUGCAGGUAUAUUGAUAAUUAAAAAUUAGCAAUUGGAUUUACUGCUUUUUCAUUUUCUUAAAUGAUGAUUUGGGCAAAAUAGAAACAUAAAAGAUAUUUGAAAGAAUUUGGAGAUAAAUAUCCAAAGAAUAGAAAAGCAAUAGUACCAUUUAUAAUAUGAGGAACCAAAAUUAUUUUAUGAAUAAAAUAAAAAUAA
Paramecium sonneborni is the source of this 1043-nucleotide messenger RNA. The record is from the annotation of a GenBank genome assembly. Lineage: Eukaryota; Ciliophora; Oligohymenophorea; Peniculida; Parameciidae.